Molecule: messenger RNA, 1434 nt
Organism: Lichtheimia ornata
Lineage: Eukaryota; Fungi; Mucoromycota; Mucoromycetes; Mucorales; Lichtheimiaceae
Exons: 3
Coding region: 1-1434 (477 amino acids)
Source: RefSeq, a predicted model, not a curated record
AUGGUUUACGACGGGUUUGCUGUACGCAACAUCAUCUACAUUAUCGCUGUCAUGCAAACAGCCAUAGCUCCGCUAGCCUUUGUAUACCAUGUUUACUACCUCACCACCACGCAAUCCCUCUUUUCCACCCAUAUACCUAUAAUCGAUUCUUUAAUGGACAUAUGGCUCAAACUAGAGCUCAUCUUUUACAUAUACUUUCAAGUCACUUGGAAUAGGAUGCAAUCCUUGUUGCCACCUGUUAAACCUGGUCUCAAGGCGCGUCGGCGUUUAUUCCAUAAUACUAUCAACAACAUUACCGACAUAGAUGAUUGGAUCACAGGCUGGUUCCUGAAACCUAAUGGUCGUCCACCAUGCAUACAAGAAAUACGGCGUGAAAACCUUGCAGAAUGGGUAGCAUGGGCCUUUUUUGCAAAGCCUUUGGAAUCGGUCUUGGAAGAUGUUGAAGAAACAGACCAAGUGCAAUGGAUGACCGAUUCUUUGAUAAGCAAAUUUUGUCUGGAGCUGCAGCCAGGGUACGACGAAGACAUUCGUGCAUUACGUAUCACACUUGAUCCUGUACAAGCGUAUCAUCGACCUUUGGCAUUUUACAUUUGCAUGGCAACCAUCACAUUCAUGAUUCAUCACGUGUUGUUUGAGCGAUAUUGGCGAAUGCAGCGUUAUCAAUGUGGACACUUGUCGUACUGGCUACGAUCAGGUGGGGCCAACAAAUCUGACAACAAAAAGCCGAUCGUGUUUAUCCACGGCAUCGGACCCGGUUUCCUACCCUACAUAAAGUUCUUGUGUAACCUGCUACGACUGGAUGAUGGGGCAUCAGAUGUCUUUUGUGUCGAGUUACCACACGUAUCCAUGCGUUGUAUAGAGCAUGCACCAAGUAUGCAUCAGACCGUACGUGACUUGAGAUUCAUGCUAGCCUAUCAUGGAUAUCGAGAUGCUGUCUUUGUCGCCCACUCAUUGGGCACAGGCCUUGUGUCUUGGGUUUUACAACAUUCUCCAAAGACCGUUGCCUCCGUUGUCAUGCUCGAUCCCAUAUGCUUUAUGCUGCAUUACAAAGAUGUCUGCUAUAACUUUGUUUAUCGCAUACCAAAAACUGCAAGCGAGUACAUUGUCAAGUUCUUCGCGUCCACCGAACUAUACAUAUCUUAUUACAUCUCCCGCCACUUUCAUUGGUUCCAACUUGCACUCUAUGUGACGCCAUCGUACCUUGCAAAUAGCCCGUACGCUUCCACGACAACAAUCACCAUGCCACGCAACACUAAAAUCUUCCUUUCGGAGCACGACAAUAUCGUCCAUUCAGAUCGCGUGCAUGAUUAUCUAGUGACCAAUGCCAUUGAUUCCACUAUUAUGGAGGGGAUGGAUCAUGGAUGGUUCCUCUUAAGGUCGUCUUGGCAAUCUGAGAUUAUGGCUGCAAUCCAAGAAUUUGCAUCCAAUGUAUAG